This is a messenger RNA of Malaclemys terrapin pileata, 707 nucleotides long. Its product is annotated as golgin subfamily A member 6-like protein 4. The record is from RefSeq and is a predicted model, not a curated record. The transcript is spliced from 2 exons. The coding region runs from base 105 to 668 and encodes 187 amino acids. Lineage: Eukaryota; Metazoa; Chordata; Testudines; Emydidae.
GAGAGGACCCAGCACUCCGUUCCCUCCAACAGCCAGGAUCUUUUACUCAGCCUGACUUAAGUACCCUCCCAACCCUCCCAAGCCAGUAUCCAAGACCAUGACCCAUGGAAGGGACCUCAGCAGCUGCAAAUUUUUCAAGCCUCCCUCCUCCGUCCCGAAGGCUAUCUCAGAUAAGGCAUCGGAAAAAGAAGACACGAGACGAGAUGUUCGCGGAAAUCAUGGAAUCCACCCGCAGUGAAAGAGCUCAUCUGAAUGAGUGGAAGGACACGGUUUCAAAGUAUAGGAAAGAAGCCAGUGAACAUGAGGACAGGAGGGACCGACGUGAGGACAUGAGGGACCAACGUGAGGACAGGAGGGACCAAUGUGAGGAGAGGAGAGAUGCUCAAGAUGAGAGGUGGCGGCAGGAAGAUCAGAGGAGGCAGGAUGCAACGCUGGGGCUGCUGCAUGAGCAAACAGACAUGCUCCGGCGUCUGGUGGAGCUUCAGGAACGGCAGCAGGAUAACAGAGUGCCGCUACUGCCCCGGUAUAACCCCCCUCCCCCCUCACCAUGUUCCAUAGCCUCCUCACCCAGACGUGUAAGAACGCGGGGGAGAGGCUCCGUACACCCUCCCAUUCCACCCCAGUGGACAGCCCAAGCAAAAGGCUGUCAUUUUUUUAACCUUUUUUAGUGGCCUUUUUGUUCCCGCCGAUCCUCCUCCCAAACCCCA